Molecule: messenger RNA, 1350 nt
Organism: Adineta ricciae
Lineage: Eukaryota; Metazoa; Rotifera; Eurotatoria; Adinetida; Adinetidae
Source: the annotation of a GenBank genome assembly
AUGAUGUCUAAUUCGAUACGAUCCGAUUCCUAUUCUGAAUCUGUCAAACGAGGCAUUCACCCACUCACAACAUCACCGAUCGUACAACAACGGCGAUCAGCAACAACUGGAAAUGUGAGUCGAACAUCAACACAUUUUCCAUCGAUGUCUAAUCUAUCUUCGAACUCAAGAUCUGCUACAGUAUCAGCAAUUGCGACUUCGGCAUCUAGUCAUCAGCGUCUUCCAAGUCCACGACAUUCGAUGGAUACACAUGUAAAAAAAACCAUGGCAAUUCCAAAAGCAAAGCCACCACGUGAAGUAGCACUUCGUGUUAAAUUUAUCCGUCUUGGCGAAGUCAACACACUGCACGAGAAAUUCUACGCGGAAGUUGUAAUCGAAGCUCGUUGGUUAUAUGAUCCUGAAGCAACAUCGUGGAAUCCGAAUCUUUAUGUUAAAAAUGCACUUGGAGAUAUAAAACAAGAAGUGGCCAGUGAAUUUGUUAAUCAUCUAGAUGAAUCUGUUUCAGCGAAUAAUAAAGGAAAUGAUAUUGUCUAUGUUUGGGAGAUUCGAAAAGUCGUUGGAACAUUCUGGGAGAAACUAGAAUUGAACAGUUUUCCAGCUGAUGUGCAACAGUUAUCGUUACAAAUUGUCACACGAUGUCCCAUUGAAGAAUGUGUUCUCGUUGAAAAUCGAUUUCAACCAUCGAUGGUCAAUCGAGAAGCUUUUCUGGCACAGCAAGAGUGGUUUCUGUACGAACAUAUUGAGACACGUUCGACCAUAACAACAGAAGAUUUUAGUUUUCGACCAAUUCGUCAAUCAACAUUUUUAGUAACAUGUUGCGUUGCUCGUCGACCGGGAUAUUUCUAUUGGAAUGUCUAUCUACUCAUUUUCUUAAUCACACUCAUUGCUUUGACUGUAUAUGGUGUUGCUCCCGAACAUCCUCAAAGUCGACUCCAGAUCACUUGUACACUGUUACUCACGUCGAUCAUGUUCCGUUGGUCAGUAUCUCGCCUGCUUCCUCCAGUGUCUUACUUAACCCUGUUAGACAAAUACACAUUAGUAUCCUUAGUUUUCAUUUCUCUCAAUUCGAUAUGGCAUUCAAUAAUUGGCUUUCUUAUUCGACAUACCAGCAUAUCAAAAAUGAUCGAUUACUACGUUCUUAGUUUAUUUACACUUUUCUUUUUUAUCUACCAUUUUCUAAUGGCAUUUUUCUUGUUUCAAGCCCUACGCAGCCGACAAGUUAUGUUAGAAAGUGAUCGUCAAUAUGCAUCAAAACUAGCCGGUAUGUUCGAAACAUUUGUACAAGGACAUCAUGCUGUACAGCGCUUUCAAGAAAGACUCAAUUCCAGUCGUGCAUCUUUAUUUGUUUAG